This is a messenger RNA of Mus pahari (shrew mouse), 4389 nucleotides long. RefSeq names its product CUGBP Elav-like family member 5 (gene Celf5). Gene Ontology annotation, cellular component: ribonucleoprotein complex; nucleus; cytoplasm. The record is from RefSeq and is a predicted model, not a curated record. NCBI's taxonomy places the organism in Eukaryota, Metazoa, Chordata, Mammalia, Rodentia, Muridae. The transcript is spliced from 12 exons. Gene Ontology annotation, molecular function: mRNA binding. Gene Ontology annotation, biological process: mRNA splice site recognition; regulation of alternative mRNA splicing, via spliceosome. The coding region runs from base 105 to 1292 and encodes 395 amino acids.
GGGCGGGGCCGCUGACGGAGUGAAGCGGCGGCACCACAGCUCCUGCCCGGGCCUGGCCGGUGGGCGGCAGCGGGCCCGAGCGCCCCGGGGCGCGGCCCGACGGCAUGAAGGACCUGGACGCCAUCAAGCUCUUCGUGGGCCAGAUCCCGCGCCACUUGCACGAACAGGACCUCAAGCCGCUAUUUGAGCAGUUCGGCCGCAUCUACGAGCUGACGGUGCUCAAGGACCCGCACACCGGCGUGCACAAAGGCUGUGCCUUCCUCACAUACUGCGCCAGGGACUCUGCUAUCAAAGCUCAGACAGCCUUGCACGAGCAGAAGACCCUGCCAGGGAUGGCGCGGCCGAUCCAGGUGAAGCCGGCAGACAGUGAGAACCGCGGAGGUAGGGACCGGAAGCUGUUCGUGGGCAUGCUCAACAAGCAGCAGUCGGAGGAAGACGUGCUCAGGCUCUUCCAGCCCUUUGGCGUCAUAGAUGAGUGCACAGUGCUUCGAGGACCAGAUGGCAGCAGCAAAGGCUGUGCCUUCGUGAAGUUUUCUUCCCACACAGAGGCCCAGGCUGCCAUACAUGCCUUGCAUGGCAGCCAGACUAUGCCGGGAGCAUCCUCCAGCCUGGUGGUCAAGUUUGCCGACACGGAUAAAGAGCGGACACUGCGGCGUAUGCAGCAGAUGGUUGGCCAGCUGGGCAUCCUGACGCCAUCCCUCACCCUGCCCUUCAGCCCCUACAGUGCCUACGCCCAGGCUCUCAUGCAGCAACAGACAACAGUGUUGUCCACCUCCGGCAGCUACCUGAGCCCCGGUGUGGCCUUCCCUCCCUGCCACAUUCAGCAGAUUGGUGCCGUCAGCCUUAACGGUCUGCCUGCCACGCCCAUCGCUCCUGCCUCUGGGCUACACUCACCCCCACUGCUAGGCACUGCUGCUGUUCCUGGCCUGAUGGCGCCCAUUCCUAAUGGCUUCCCCGGCGUCCUGCCCUUUCCCGGGAGUCACCCUGCCCUGGAGACUGUGUAUGCCAAUGGCCUUGUGCCCUACCCAGCUCAGAGCCCCACUGUGGCAGAGACGCUCCAUCCUGCCUUCUCGGGAGUCCAGCAGUACACAGCCAUGUAUCCCACCGCGGCCAUCGCGCCCGUGGCACACAGCGUUCCGCAGCCUCCGCACCUCCUGCAGCAGCAGCGCGAAGGAGUUUGGAGACACGGAGCUGACCCAGAUGUUCCUCCCCUUCGGCAAUAUCAUCUCCUCCAAGGUGUUUAUGGAUCGGGCUACCAACCAGAGCAAGUGUUUCGGAUUCGUGAGCUUUGACCACCCAGCCAGCGCGCAGGCGGCCAUCCAGGCCAUGAACGGCUUUCAGAUUGGUAUGAAGAGGCUGAAGGUGCAGCUGAAGAGACCCAAAGACCCAGGACACCCGUACUGACCACGCCCACAGCCCUUCAGUGCUGUGGGUGUGGCCCCAGGUGAGCCGCCAGGCGGCCCUGUGCUCUGCCCAGCCCUGGUGUCAUUCACUCUCCUCCCAUCCCAAGCUCACUCUCCAAAUUCUGGGGGAGGGGAGUGGCACUCCAAGAGGCCCACUGGGGAUUCAAACCCUCCCCCAUUACCUUGUGGCUUGGGUAGCAGAGAGGGUGGGAUUAGGGUGGGGAAACCGGAGAGAAAGCUAGGAGGUUCCACCCAGGGGACUUCCUUCCCAGGGAAAGUUUUGAAGAAUGAAUAGAAGUUCACUACAGUGAACUUCUGGUUUGGGGCUUGUGGUCUGGGGUGAAGGAUGUGAUGGGCGGGGCUUCUAUCCCAUCCUGUGAAGCUUCAAGCAGAGAAGCCCUAAUCCAGAGAAAGGAUCUGUGUCCUGCAGUUGAACUUGGAAUGCCUAGUUAAGCUUGGCCCAGGACUGAAGCAGAGGAAAUAGGGACACAUCAUAGCCUUGUGGUCCCCCACCUCUGUCCCCACCAGCUCCCGUGGACCCUGUCUUCUAAUUUCAUGCCCAGUGGGUUAACAAAACCCAGAGUGUCGCUUACACUCUCACAAAACAACACAAAACCAAAUACCCAAACAAACAAGCAAAAAACCCCAAAAGUCGAUUUCCCCUUCAACAGUCUCAGCAUUUCUUUGGGACUGAACUGAUUUUAAAAGGUGGAACCAACUGCACAAUGACUUCAUGGAGGUGACAGCUCGGCUACCCAGCAGCAGCAGCCUACAGAGCACCCAGGAAUACUUUUUCUUUAGGUUGUUUUUUUUUUCUUUCACCGCCCAGCCCAGGGCCUGGUAGAGAUCGACAGUCUUUAAUCCUUCAAUGUUUUUUGUCCGUUAUCUGGGUCUUUUGGGCUUUAUAUAUUUUGGCUUUGAUUAGGAAACCCACAAAUCAGGUAGAAACCCCCAGACGGCUGCCAUAUUUCCAGUUUUAACCCAGUGUCCUGCUGACCAUCUGCUCUGGCCUGGGGAUGGAGGUUCCAUGUCAGGAGCAAAUGUCCCCAGACUGAUGGUGACUGUCAGGAACUGUUGUUUUGAAAACACUGGGGUUUUCUUGCCUGGACAGAGCGGGGCAGGGUGUUCUGUGCCCCUCCCCCCCUCCGCUCUACUCCUCCCCAGUGUCCCCAUCCUCCCCAGGUUGAGUGGUUUAGCUUCCAACCACUCCAGGACUUUUAUGUAAAUUACAGCCAAGUUUGGACACCAGCUCUCCCAGUGACCCCCUUCCUCCACUUGUCCCGUACUCACGGCCCCCCAAAUCCCGGAGCCACCGAAAGUCACUUGAGGUACAGAAGGCUCCGUGGUGUGUCGUGGGACAGGGAACAGGAGUCCAAGCCUGGGUCUGAGGGGCCCAUACACUGCCAAUCACCCGCCCCUCGGCUUGGGGACACCCCCACCUGACUCGGAGGCUUUCCAGGUCAGCCAGUAUCCCCCUUAGCCAGGAUCUCCCCUCCACUUCCUAUUCCCCGUAGCUGCGCAUAGACGUGCGCACACCAUAGACAAUAUAUUUUUGGAGAAUGAACCACAGCGGCCAAACUCCGUCCAAGUAGGUGGCACUGAGCCGGCCAAUCAUCGGGGACCAAGGACAGACCAGCUGAGGCCGGCUGGAUGCCAAACCAGGACCCCGUCAACACCAUAUACCUCCAGUUUUUGGGGUCUCCACGGUUGCCGCCCCCACCCUGCCCCUCCCGCUUUCAUAGCCUUACUUGGGUGACCAGGUGUCCUUAGCUUCCUGCCAGGGAAGCCUCCUGUCCCCCACUGCCCAACCAGAUCGCACCCCUACCCCAGCCCUUCCUCCAAUCACCAGCUGUAAACUGAAAGUCUUGUACCUGAGGUCACCGUGAGUCAGACGUGGCCACACCGGACCCGGUUGCUGACCCCGCGGAUUCCUCUCUCCUCUCUUCUCUCUCCUCUCUUCUCUCUCUUCUCUCUCCCCUCCCUCUCUCCUCUCUCAUCUAUCUAUCUAUCUAUCUAUCUAUCUAUCUAUCUAUCUAUCUAUCUAUCUACCUACCUACCUACCUAUCUAUCAUGUUGGUGGUCUUUUUUCUGAGUGAGUGCCAACAAGACCACAGAGAAGAGCACGCAGGGGCGCGGGGACUCACUGAUAAUCCGCUUUUGAUUCCUAGUUGGAGGUUUGGGAAGACUUUGGUGGGGGAGCCACCCCUUGUAUAUUUUACCCAGCCUGCCCACACACCCACCCACCACAAAGCACAGAGUCGUUAAUUUGGACAUCCCACCAAGAGGGGGUGAGGGGGUGGGGGUGGGGUCUGAAUCCCUUCUGACAUGUCCAAAAGCAAAAGAGACAACGUUUUUUAAGGUUUAAAAAAGAAGAUGUAAAGAAAAAAAUUCCCUUUUCGUUUCUACCAAAAUGUUUGUUGACUGACCUAAAUUGGGGGUGGGGGGAGCGAACAAAAAAACUACCCUGAUUCUGCCCACCUUGUUUCGCGUUUCCGGUUCGAUGAUCCCUUGUUCUGAACGUAACACAGUUAAGACUGUGUUAUGAAGUGUGCGAACGUGUGUGUCCGGGAUGUCGCUGUGUUUUCCCCCCACCUCUGCCCCAUGCAGGUUGCCCGCUGAGUGCGUGCUGGCGUGCGCUGGCGUGCGCACCGUCUAGUUCAUGUUUACGAGCUGUAAAUACCAUUUUUAUACUCCACAUGAGAGACCCUAUGUGAUUUGUACAACGGGCUUAAUUUCUGCUACAAUGAAUUUCGUGAAAUUUCAAACUUCAAACAAUUUUGGAGAGGAGCAGAGAGAGAAGGCCAAAGGUGGAGAGGGAAUGUGGGGUUUGAGUACCCGUGCCUCCUGUUUGUGUGCGAAGGAGCGAGCUUCUCAACGUCAAAUCACCUCUCCUUGGUCUGGAAAAGAAAAACGAAAAACAAAAACCUAAAAGUUUAUUUAAUAAAAGUUUUACUUGUUAACAGGGAUUAUCUGUCACCUUGUUUUC